Entamoeba invadens IP1 is the source of this 564-nucleotide messenger RNA. RefSeq lists its product as hypothetical. Bases 1 to 564 code for a protein of 187 amino acids. Lineage: Eukaryota; Evosea; Mastigamoebida; Endamoebidae. The record is from RefSeq and is a predicted model, not a curated record. The transcript has a single exon.
AUGGAGAGGGCACUCGAAUUUACAGAGAACGCGUUUAAGUAUUUUCAGCCAACACUUGACCCACAGAUGAUGUCGUACCUUACACAUUGGAGCGACGCCUCAAACUUUCGACUUGUCUAUAAUUCUCAAGGCGACGGGUUACAACGUAAAGACAUUGUUAAAAAGAUGGCAGGGUUACAAAGGUAUGUCAUUGUUGCAGAGUCGACUGACAUGUUCUUUGGAGGGUUUUACUCCUCUGUUUUUCCAACAGCUCCAUCCUUCAAAGCAGAUUUUGUUACAAGGAAAAAUCACUUCGGCUUUAUACUGAACAAAAAAGAUAUGGGAAAUCCUCUUAUCUUAAGGCCCAAAGAACUUAGUACGCGACUUGACAUGUCUCUGAUCAUACCAGCACUAGACGAGUAUGUCAAAGAAUCAAUCAUUUCAAAGGACUUUUUCGUCAUCAUGUCGGAUAAGAGAUUCAUGUUUUUGGAUACCAUAGAAGAUGCCUAUACGCUGUCAAACAACACUGUGUUGUUCAGUCACGAAGGUUUUAUCUUGACUGUGUUUGGUUUUGAAUGGAUUUGA